Symbiodinium sp. CCMP2456 is the source of this 648-nucleotide messenger RNA. NCBI's taxonomy places the organism in Eukaryota, Dinophyceae, Suessiales, Symbiodiniaceae. The record is from the annotation of a GenBank genome assembly.
AUGACGGAAGUGGCGCACAAAAAGCGUGGCAAGUGCUGCGGCUGCGGAUGCCGACAUUGCCCCUACAACCAUGCCAAUGUCCCUUCCACGGAGCGCGCAGCCCGCAUUCAGCAGCCAGCAUGGCUGCACAAGACUUCCAUUGAAGCUGAAGAAGUUGAUGUCCUAUUCUGGAGUGGGGGUAAGGACAGCUAUCUUGCUCUUCGAACUCUUCUGAAAGAGAAAGGCGAGGGAAGGAGGGGCGUCGUGCUCAUGACCACCUUCGACGCAAGAACGCGCAUUAUUGCCCACCAAGAAGUAGAGAUCAAGACCGUGGUGCGCCAGGCAGAGACUUUGGGUGUGAGCCUUGUGGGAGCCCCCUUGCACCCCGGCCGAAAGUACGAAGAGCAGCUGGAGCAAGCACUUCGUGUGGCACAGAAGGGCCUUUCUGGGAUUCCAAUCACCCGGGUGUGCUUUGGAGAUCUGCAUUUAGAGCACAUUCGAAGCUGGCGAGAACAGCAGCUCACUCCGGUGGUGCGGGAGGUUUGCGGCCAGGCAGCUCAGCUUCACUAUCCUAUCUGGCACAAGAGCUACGAGGAUCUCAUGGCCGACUUGGUGGCAAGCGGCGUGAAGUGCCGGAUCAGUGCCAUGCCGGAUGCGGCACCAAGCGAG